Molecule: messenger RNA, 1078 nt
Organism: Notechis scutatus (mainland tiger snake)
Lineage: Eukaryota; Metazoa; Chordata; Lepidosauria; Squamata; Elapidae
Source: RefSeq, a predicted model, not a curated record
AGUUGAAGUCCACAAGUCUUAAAAGUGGCCCAGCUUGUAUACCCUUAUGCUAGUUGACGGCAAUGAAUAAGCUGCCCGUUUAGCGAUCGUUCCAAGUUUUAACGGCACUGGAGUUGUAGUCCCAUCAACUCAGAAAAAUCCCAAUGGAGAAUGCUGUGGGGCGUAUUCCUCUCAUCCCUCCUCCCCUUUCUCCCCCCCCCCCCCUCCAGCCCCGAAUCCUCCACCUGGCGGGGGCAAAACAAGCGGACUCUCAAAGUCGGCAUCUUCCCGUCUUCCAUCGCGACAGCAGCCGAGGAAGGAGCGCCCCCUGUUGGAAGUCCGCGGAUCAGCCACCCCAUCCGAAGCUCCUUCCUCCACCUGAGUCACGGGGAUAUCGAACCUGAGCGAGGAUGGGGGUCUCCGGACCAGAAGGAGGAGAAAAAACCGAAGCCGCGCGGGGGGCACCUCAGCCCCCCGACUCCCAGCAAGAGCAAGCAGCUGCUGCAACUGGCCCGCCUCUCCAAAAGCUUGGAGUCUAUUUCCGAGUGGUCCAUCCUGCGUCCCAAGGCCAAGUUCCCCCCCUUCCGGGGGGACGGACCCAGCCGGGCUCCCCAGCGGCGUUUCAGCGACCUCCCGGCCCCCAUCCCUUCACCCACCAAGCCCGCCACCGCCGCCGCCCGCAUCCCCAACCCGGCCCUGCCGUCCUGGGCGCUGCCCAAGGCAGAGCCCGCGGGCCCCAAGGAGAAGGAGCAACGGAUGGGCCGGCCGGGUCCCAAAGGCGCCGGGGGGCCAAACCCUCCCGGCGGGCAGCGGCUGACCAUGGGGGAGAUCGAGAAGAAGAUCAAAGAGGUGGAAGACCGGGUGCACGGAGUAACCACUGAGGAGUGCCUGGAGGCCCUGCGGAUGAACGGCUGGGAGGUCCCCAAAACCGUCCAGCUGCUGAAGGUCCACCAGCUCUUCAACCUCAGCUCCCUCUCGUGGGACGAAUGCCGUCGCAUCCUGGAGAAGCACCGCUGGAACCUGGCCAUGGCCUCCCGCUACGUCCUCAGCCGGGGGCUCCGCACCUGAGCAGGGCCAGGGGGGGGGGGGGGGGCAGGGG